AUGAAAAUGCACACCGGUGAAAAACCUUUUUCGUGUAAUACCUGUGAAUUUAGAUGUACUUUAAAAAGUAGUUUGCAAAGUCAUAUGAAAAUACACACUGGAGAAAAACCUUUUUCGUGUAAUAACUGUGAAUAUAGGUGUAUUACGAAAGAUAGUUUGAAAUACCAUGUUAUUCAAAAACACACCAGAGAAAAACCUUUUUCGUGUAAUAUCUGUGAAUAUAAAUGCAUUAAAAAAAGUACUUUGCAAAGACAUAUGAAAAUACAUACCGGAGAAAAACCUUUUUCGUGUAAUAUUUGUGAAUACAAAUGUAUUACAAAAAGUAAUUUGCAAUUCCAUAUAAUUAGAAAACACACUGGAGAAAAACCUAUUUCGUGUCAUAUCUGUGAAUAUAAGUGUUUUGCAAAAAGUAAUUUGAAAACACAUAUUAUGAAAAUGCACACCGGUGAAAAACCUUUUUCGUGUAAUAUCUGUGAAUUUAGAUGUACUUUAAAAAGUAAUUUGCAAAGUCAUAUGAAAAUACACACUGGAGAAAAACCUUUUUCGUGUAAUAACUGUGAAUAUAGAUGUAUUACGAAAGAUAGUUUGAAAUACCAUGUUAUUCAAAAACACACCGGAGAAAAACCUUUUUCGUGUCAUAUCUGUGAAUAUAAAUGUAUACGAAAAAAUGAUUUGAAAACACACAUUUUAAUUCACACCCGUGAAAAGCCCUUUUCGUGUAAUAUCUGUGAAUAUAAAUGUAUUACAAAAAGUAUUUUGCAAAGGCAUAUGAAAAUACACACCGGAGAAAAACCUUUUUUGUGUAAUAUCUGUGAAUUUAGAUGUAAAAGAAAAGAUAAAUUGCAAAAUCAUCUAAAAAUACACACCGGAGAAAAACCUUAUUCAUGUCAUAUCUGUGAAUUUAGAUGUAUUACAAAAAGUUAUUUGCAAACACAUAUUAUGAAAAUACAUACUGGAGAAAAACCUUUUUCGUGUAAUAUAUGUGAAUAUACAUGUGUUACAAAAAGUAUUUUGCAAAGGCAUAUGAAAAUACACACUGGAGAAAAACCUUAUUCGUGUCAUAUCUGUGAAUUUAGAUGUAUUACAAAAAGUUAUUUGCAAACACAUAUCAUGAAAAUACAUACAGGAGAAAAACCUUUUUCUUGUAAUAUAUGUGAAUAUACAUGUGUUACAAAAAGUAUUUUGCAAAGGCAUAUGAAAAUACACACUGGAGAAAAACCUUUUUGGUGUAAUAUCUGUGAAUUUAGAUGUAUAAGAAAAGAUCAAUUGCAAAAUCAUCUAAAAAUACACACCGGAGAAAAACCCUUUUUGUGUAAUAUCUGUGAAUAUAAAUGCUUACGAAAAACUGAUUUGAUAAGACAUAAAAAUACACACCGGUGA
This is a messenger RNA of Parnassius mnemosyne (clouded apollo), 1380 nucleotides long. The record is from the annotation of a GenBank genome assembly. NCBI's taxonomy places the organism in Eukaryota, Metazoa, Arthropoda, Insecta, Lepidoptera, Papilionidae.